Messenger RNA from Elephantulus edwardii (Cape elephant shrew), 1453 nucleotides. It is a transcript of the gene PNKD, whose product is annotated as paroxysmal nonkinesigenic dyskinesia. The record is from RefSeq and is a predicted model, not a curated record. Bases 144 to 1292 code for a protein of 382 amino acids. The transcript is spliced from 10 exons. Gene Ontology annotation, cellular component: mitochondrion. Lineage: Eukaryota; Metazoa; Chordata; Mammalia; Macroscelidea; Macroscelididae. Gene Ontology annotation, molecular function: hydroxyacylglutathione hydrolase activity.
GAGUAGUUCUCCAACGUCUAGCCCUGGGGCUUCUGGGAAAUGUAGUACCCAGUCUGUAGGCGGGACGGAAGAAGAGGGGGAGGCCCCUGACGCAAACUACAAUUCCCAGCGGGAAGCGCGGUGAAGGGGAGUGGGAUCUGAACAUGGCGGCGGUGGUAGCUGCUACGGCGCUGAAGGGCCGGGGGGCGAGAAAUGCCCGCGUCCUCCGGGGUAUUCUUUCAGGAGAGAAGGCUUCCCAGAACAGGACCCGGGCGCUGCAAAGCCACAGCUCCCCGGAGUGCAAGGAGGAGCCUGAGCCCCUGUCUCCUGAGCUGGAAUACAUUCCCAGAAAGAGGGCCAAGAACCCCAUGAAAGCUGUGGGACUAGCCUGGUACAGCCUCUACACACGCACCUGGCUUGGGUACCUCUUCUACCGGCAGCAGCUGCGCAGGGCUCGGAAUCGCUACCCCAAGGGCCACUCCAAAACCCAGCCCCGCCUCUUCAAUGGAGUGAAGGUGCUUCCCAUCCCGGUCCUGUCAGAUAACUACAGCUACCUCAUCAUCGACACCCAGGCCCGUCUGGCUGUGGUGGUGGACCCUUCGGACCCUCGGGCUGUGCAGGCUUCCAUUGAAAAGGAGGGAGUUACCUUGGUUGCCAUUCUCUGCACCCACAAGCACUGGGACCACAGCGGAGGGAACCGUGACCUCAGCCGGCGGCACCGGGACUGCCGGGUGUAUGGGAGUCCCCAGGAUGGUAUCCCCUACCUCACCCACCCCCUGUGUCACCAAGAUGUUGUCAGUGUGGGACGCCUUCAGAUUCGAGCUCUGGCCACUCCAGGCCACACACAAGGACACCUGGUCUACCUGCUGGACGGGGAGCCCUACAAGGGUCCCUCUUGCCUCUUCUCAGGAGACCUGCUCUUCCUCUCCGGCUGUGGACGGACCUUUGAGGGCACUGCGGAGACCAUGCUGAGCUCACUGGACACUGUGCUGGGGCUGGGGGACGACACCCUCCUGUGGCCUGGUCACGAAUAUGCGGAGGAGAACCUGGGCUUUGCAGGGGUGGUAGAGCCUGAGAACCUGGCCCGGGAGAGGAAGAUGCAGUGGGUGCAGAGACAGCGGAUGGAGCGCAAGAGCACGUGCCCAUCCACCCUGGGAGAGGAGCGCUCCUACAAUCCCUUCCUGAGGACCCACUGCCUGGCGCUGCAGGAGGCCCUGGGGCCAGGCCCAGGCCCCACAGAGGACGACUGCUUCUCCAGGGCCCAGCUGCUGGAGGAGCUCCGCCGGCUGAAGGACAUGCACAAGAGCAAGUGACGUCCCUCCCCACGCAGCCCUCCCCGCAGUGGGGAGGGCGCCCACCACACAAGCACCACCCCACCCCACCCCUCACAUUGCCACCACCUCCAGCCUCCAUCGGUGUGGCCAUCCUUCCCCUGCACCGGUCAGGGGGAGGGGAGGGACAAGGCCAUGUGACU